Molecule: messenger RNA, 1978 nt
Organism: Carica papaya (papaya)
Lineage: Eukaryota; Viridiplantae; Streptophyta; Magnoliopsida; Brassicales; Caricaceae
Gene: PGSIP6
Product: plant glycogenin-like starch initiation protein 6
Molecular function (GO): glycosyltransferase activity
Source: RefSeq, a predicted model, not a curated record
CUUCGAACUCCCAGUUCAAACAUGAGACAACUUGAAAAGUCAAAAACUAGAAGGAAAUGAGCAAAUUCAAAACUCUUCUUCAACGUACACAUACAAAAUCAUCAGAAUCUAAGUUUCUUUCCUUCUCGAGAAAAUCCUAGUAAUUUUCUCGAGAAAGUAUAUUGACCAAAUUUAUGAUGAAAUUAACUUUAAAUCUUUGUGUUGUAUUUCUGGUUCUUUUGGUUUCGAUUCAAUCCGGAGCUUUGUUCGGAUCUGCAUCCACUGACGAAGCUUACGCGACGCUGUUGUACGGAGAUGAGUUCGUGUUGGGAGUUAGGGUUUUGGGGAAAUCGAUACGAGUUACUGGAUCUAAGAAGGACAUGGUCGUUUUAGUCUCUGAUGGUGUCUCCGAUUACGCGAAGAAGCUCCUCCAGGCUGAUGGGUGGAUUGUGGAGAUGAUUAGUUUACUUGUGAAUCCAAAUCAAGUUCGUCCAAAGAGGUUUUGGGGUGUCUAUACAAAGUUGAAAAUCUUUAACAUGACUAACUACAAGAAAGUUGUAUAUCUUGAUGCAGAUACAAUUGUAGUUAAAAGCAUUGAGGAUCUUUUUAAAUGUCAAAAGUUCUGUGCAAAUUUGAAACACUCAGAGAGGCUGAACUCAGGAGUCCUGGUAGUGGAACCAUCUGAAGCAUUGUUCAACGACAUGAUGGCCAAAGUGAAGAUUUUGCCAUCUUACACUGGAGGAGAUCAGGGGUUCUUAAAUUCAUAUUAUUCUGACUUUCCCAAUGCCCAUGUAUUUGAUCCAAGUGUGUCGGUUGAGGUGCUGAAUUCUAGAUCUCCUCCAAAAAUGGAGCGGCUCUCUACACUUUAUAAUGCAGAUGUUGGUCUUUACAUGCUUGCUAACAAGUGGAUGGUAGAUGAAAGUGAACUCCGUGUUAUUCACUAUACACUUGGGCCCCUUAAGCCUUGGGACUGGUGGACAUCUUGGCUCUUAAAACCUGUUGAUGUCUGGCAGAAUAUCAGGGAAAGGCUUGAAGAAACCCUUCCAGGAACCGGAGAGGGAAGAAACCCUAGUGAUGAACAUGUUGUGAAACUUCUCUUCCUGAUACCUUUUUGUGCUCUACUUUUGUGUUACUACCGAACCAUUCUUCAGGCAAGAGAGUUCUUUGGUUCAGUUUAUAGAAGUUCAUUAUGUAACCAGAUCAGACAUCUUUAUUACAAAAUUAGAUCCAGUGGAACACUUGCUUAUAGCAGUGUUUCUGCGUCCUCCGCCAUUGAUUCCAACCAUCAAUACAUCAAUGCUGCACAGUCUAAGGUUCCUGCUUAUCUUGGAGGAGUUUCAAUCUUUCUGUGUCUCACAUUCGCUGUUGUGUCCCUCGGUCUUGCUCUUUCAAUUGUGCCCCGGCAAGUGAUGCCAUGGACUGGUUUGCUUUUGAUGUAUGAAUGGACUUUUACAAUCUUCUUUUUUCUGUUUGGUGGUUUCCUCCAUUUGGUUAAUCAAUGGGGAAAGAGAAUGGCACUUCAAGCAGGAUCAUUUUCAUCUCAUACAGAGUCUUUGAAUUACGAUUCUGGAAAAGGUCAUCAACGGCAAACAUCUUCUUGUGAUGUUGCUUCAUGGUUUUAUGGGUUAGGUAUGGCAUUUCUGGCUGUUGCUGUCCCAUCUUUACCCUGUCUUUUUGGGAUUACUGCAUUGUUUGCAAGGUUAGGUUUGAUGGUCGUGGGAGGCCUAGUUUUGGCAUCUUACAUGACACAUGCUGCAGAGCACCUAGCAAUUAGAUCAUUCUUGAGAGGCCUCGACGAUCGAGACCCAACACGAACACGAAAUCCAUGCAUGUUUUGUUGAUGGAAAUCGUCGAAGUUCAGAUGUAAGUUUUACGGCAGAGUAAUUUCACUUCAACUUGUAAUUUAUUUAACCUAUGAUUUGUAAAAAUUUUGUGUAAUGCUAUCAGAAAAGAAAUGUUCUUAUUACCCCUUACUUUUCAAAUGAGGGUUUAUUUUUUU